Messenger RNA from Drosophila elegans, 2236 nucleotides. RefSeq names its product Meckel syndrome type 1 protein homolog (gene Mks1). Gene Ontology annotation, biological process: cilium assembly. NCBI's taxonomy places the organism in Eukaryota, Metazoa, Arthropoda, Insecta, Diptera, Drosophilidae. The record is from RefSeq and is a predicted model, not a curated record. Bases 71 to 2152 code for a protein of 693 amino acids. The transcript is spliced from 2 exons. Gene Ontology annotation, cellular component: MKS complex.
ACAAAACAGAACGAAGGAGGCCUGAUAUUUGUGAUUAAAUGAGAAUAAAAAUAAAUUAAAGGACGAAAUCAUGCAGCAGGGAAAGGACAUGAGGCGCACAGGAGUCUAUCGUGUGAGUGGGAAUAUGGGGGAUCUGCAAUUGGAACUGAAGCUGCGGCACAUCAGUGAAUGGCUGCCGGUGCCCAAGUUCGAGUACGUGGGUGCUCAGUCCGCCAGCGGACAUGGUGACCACCACGACCAUUAUCCCAGAUCGGAGGGGGAAAUCUGGCAGGAUUGCUUAAUCCACGUGCCACAAGGCGUUGACUCCUAUGGUGGAGCAAAUCGCUUGGGCUACUACUGCAGUUAUUACAAUAUGGGAAAUGCUGGGAAUUUUGGAAAUCAAAUGUUAAGACGAAGGAGUCCCAUUUCCCAGACGAGAGAGGAAGAAGGAGUCGAGGAUGCAGAGGAUCCCGAUCCCGAUCCCGAUCCCGCUCCCGCUCCCGUUACCGAUUCUGAGUCGCAAAGUAAUCCCUCGUGGAGCAUCUUCAGUGAAAACAGUCGACUUGGCGGCGAUCUCUUCUACGAACGAAAUAAGGAGCUCUGCAAUGGUGGCAUAGCCACCAUACGCAUAUCCUGGCAGCAAAAGCACUUCAGUCGGGCCGAACUGGAACGCCAUAAGCCCGAUCCCGGAGGAUGUGCCUCGAAGCUCCAGCGUCGCUAUCACAAUUGGGCCCUGGAAACUCUGGAGCUGCAACAGCAAUAUCUGCGGAAACUGGAGAACCAGGAGAACGAGAAUACGGAACCCGUAACCCGAGUGCGUCGCAGGGUGCGUAAAUCGAAGUGCAGGCAGAAAUCGGCAGUGUCUUUGGUCCCUCUGGGCAUCGUUUCCAAUGCCCUGUCCUCCGCCAACAUGUCAGAUAUCUCGCAACACUGUGAUCCCAACUUUGCGGCCAGAACUUGUCUUAUUCACACGGUGGUUGACGGCGAUGCGGAGGACAUAAUGCCGGAGGAAGCUAGAAAUCUGCAUGAGAAAGGCUACCAACUAAUGUACAUCUAUGCCGAUCUGCAGCAGGACACUCUGUUGGUGAGCCUGCAGUAUGAUCCGGAGCAGGGUCUGCUGUAUGUGUACCCCGAUUUCAGUGGCUCUGCCCAGGAUUUGGACUAUGUGCUGCGGAUCGAGCGGGAUAACGACUGUCGGCAAUUGUAUGCCUAUGGUUUCGAGAAUGCCACGCCACUGGAGGUGCUGAAAGAGGAUCUAUUUCUGGAGCAGGAGCAGGAUGCAGAGCUGGCAGAUGACAAUUCCGAGGUGGAGCUGCCCGCAGAGGCCUCCGCCCUGGAGAUCUUGGAGUACUAUCACGAGCGGCGGGCAGCGUCCAGCGAAAGGCGUAAUCUGCUGCAAUUCGAGAUGCCGCCGAAGAGGAUGAGGAGGGUGUCCCUGCUGCUGGAACUGCAGGAGGCGCAGCACUUCGAGAACCCCAACAUCCAUGUGCGGUACUACCUGAAACCACCGGCAAAUACCCUGUGGGAAGCUGCGCCCGGCGAGGAUCCCAUGCAGGGAGCCACGGCCACCUGCAGGAAUGCCGGCGACUGGAGGACUGCCCACCUGGGACACUGCUGGCAGGUAACGCUGCUCUGCGAGGAGCAACACCAGCCCACUGACCUCCUGCAUCUCUACUUCGAGGUGGUCAGCAUCGAUGGCUGGCAAAGGGAGCGAUGCGAGGGUUACGCCCACUAUGCCAUCUCGCUGACAACCCCGUCGAGCUGCGAUUCCAUGCGGCUGCAGUGCAUCCGACCGCUGGGCACCUGGCUAGAUGCCCUCAAUCGCUACUUCAUUGGCGGUCGUCAGCUCUUCGACUUUGUGUCCUACUUCGAUGUGCACGAACAGUACGACCUGCACUCCCGCAUGGAUGACAAUGCGGGUGCCGAGAUGGCCAUGACCACGACCGGCUCUCUGCUGCUCCGGCUGCAGAAGCUGCAGCAGCGGCAGGUCGAGCCCGCCAGUCAGCUGCACUUCCAUCUGGAUCUGGGGGAUAGCAGCGAUGACAACGAUGACGAUGAGGGGGACAAGUCCGGCUCGAAUGCGGAUACAUCCAGGGCAACCACUUUGGACGAGGUGAUGGCCGCCUAUGUGGAGGCCAGGGAGCGGAUCGAAUCGCUGCUGGAGGCCCGUUGAUCGGAUCCAAGGCUGGCGCAUAGAAAUCGACAAUGCGAGCAAUAGAAAUCGGAACUCGAUAAGUGGGGACCAACAGAGGCGAGU